CUCUUCCUCCCGACAACCCCCCCAAGCCCUUCUUGCCACCGACUCAUUUUGAGAAAAAUUGGUGACCAAGCUUGGGAUUUUCUCUUUCUUUUCUUGUUCUUGAACCCAGAAAUCCCCCCCCCCUCUGCUGGAAAUCCCAGAUCUGCUCUGUUCCUCCCCUGCAGCCGGCAAGAGCCCCAGCCACCGCCACCCAUUUCCGGUCGGGAACACCGGCAAAGCUUGGGGAUUUCUCCCUAUUUUCUUGUUCUAGAACAGCCACUAAACCAGAAUUUCCAGAUCUGUUCUGCUCUGCGUCGUCCUCCCUUUGCUGUCCGCGAGUUCUGCUAUGUGGGUUUGAGUUUCUGGGCAUUUUCGGGUAAGCCACAGCCAUAAACUUCAUCUUUCAGCUUGAUUUAGGCUGGGUUUACCUUAAUUGCUUUAUCCCCUUCCAAUUUUGAGGUAGCCGUGAGUUUCCCCUGCAGAUGCCGCCGGCUUCUUCUCCCUGCCAGCUCCGGUUUGCUUGCUCGAAUUCUGGUUUUGAUCGUUUUGUCACCGUAGCACUUGGGUUAGCCUUCUGUUCUGUGCGAGUAAGGUAAGUAAAUCAUGGUAAAGCCCUUCGAUUUUAAAGCAUGUUUUAAACUGUUUUUGAGAUGGUGGCAAGGUUUAACUUGAUUUUUAAUUGAUUUUAUCUGCAUCUGAGUGUGAUUAAACUGAAAUGAGAAUUUUGAUGAUUUUCAUGAAAAUUAUUGUUUUCUGGAAGUGAGCAUGAUUGGAAUGAAAAAGUGAGAAUUUCAUUGUUUUUCUGGAGUUAUUGUGCCGAGCAUGAUUGGUUUGAAAUUGAGUGGAGCAUGCCUAUUUGGAACUGAUUGAACUGUUUUGAUUAAUUGAGAGUUUUGUAAAUUAUGAUUUUCUGUUAAAUCCAUGCCCACAUGGAAUGUUCUGGUUAUUUAUGAAAUUAUGGAUUUCGAUCGUGAAUUUGGGACUUCGAUUGUGAAUUACGGAUUUUGAUUGUGAAUCUUGCAUGGUUAUGUCUCUGAUAUAGUCAUGAUUUCCGAUCCUCGCUAGUGGGUGUGUAGCACAUCCGAUCCCCGCUAGUGGGUGUAACGCUAGCACUUCCGAUCCCCGCUAGUGGGUGUGUAGCACAUCCGAUCCCCGCUAGUGGGUGUAACGCUAGCACUUCCGAUCCCCGCUAGUGGGUGUAAUGCUAGCACAUGUCGACAUGUUUACUGAUAUGACCGGUUCAUUCUGACGCCUGCCUCUGGGCGAAUACAUUGGCAAAUUUCUAUCGCCUGCCAGUGGGUUGUUAUAACACUGGCCAUGACUUAUAGAUGAGACUACUGAUGAGAUUUAUUCUGCAUGAACGGUUUGUCAUGAAACACUGUUAUUGAACUGAACGGGACUUUGCAUUAACG
This is a messenger RNA of Rubroshorea leprosula, 1391 nucleotides long. Lineage: Eukaryota; Viridiplantae; Streptophyta; Magnoliopsida; Malvales; Dipterocarpaceae. The record is from the annotation of a GenBank genome assembly.